AUGAGGCUCCUUCUGCUGCUCUGCUUGGCCCUGCUGGCCACCUGCAGCUUCUCCCUGGAGCAGGAGGUGGGUGCAGGAUCUGGAGCAGAAGCUCUACCAGAAGUCACCCCUGAGACCUUCAUUGCCUACAAAGUCCGGGAGGUUUUCCCCAGCAGCCGCAGGGUUGUCAUAACGUGUCACUCACCCCGGGCUCCCCCGCCCAUCACCUACUCCCUCUGGGGGAGCCAGGGCGUUGAGGUCGCCAAGAAGGUGGUCAAGACCGGAGACCCGGCCUCCUUCAGCAUCAACAUCACCCUCAAGUCCAGGCCAGAACUUCUCACCUACUCCUGCCGGGCAGCCUCCCUCCGGGGCGAGCACUCCGCCAGCACCAAGCUGCAGAUGUACUGGGAGCUGUGGGCCAAGCCUAUGGCCCAGCCACGGGCUAACUUCGUCUUGCUGGAGAGAGGAUCGGGCCCCAGGGUAGAGAUUUCCUGCCAGGUGUCCUCGGGCAGCCCACCCAUCACCUACAGCCUGGUCAGGAAGGACGGGUACGUCCAUAGGCAGCAGAGACCGACCUAUGGGCAGCCUGCCAACUUCUCCUUCCCACUUACCCGGACAUCGAACUGGCUCCGGUGCCAGGCUGAAAACGACAUCAGUGUCCAGUCCAGCCCCUUCAGGCUGGUGCCCCCAGGACACCUGCCCCAGGGACCUGUCUUGGUGCUGGCUGGCAGCCUCACCUCCAUUGCAGCUGUCACCUCCUGGGUGCUGGGCCCAGCCUUGUGGACCAGGUUGUGAGCAGAAGAGGCAGGCGUGGCAAAGUCCCCUCAGGAGGGCUCUGGUCUUUGUCUGCUACAGAAGGACCCACCAUUUGAAUGAAGGAAAAGCCUGCCAGCUCUGAUUCCUGGAGCCUAGUGUCCUUCCGGCAACACACAUGCUGCUAGUCUGAUGAUUUUGGGUUGGGGUGGGCUGUGACGGAAGGAGAGGUCCACAGGAAGGAGGGGGCUCAACUCUCAGUUGCUUGUCAUCAUCCAUGCGAGUCUGGGGAGAGAGUGGGGUACAUUGUGAUAAGGCCCAGCUGCGCCAACCCACCUCCCCGCAGCUGCUCCCUUCCUCCCUGGAGUGGCACCCCAUCUCCGGGUGGCCUAGUCCUCUGGCCCCAGCUAGUCAUCUCUCACUGUCCAGCUCACCUGGGAGGACCCAAGCCCUCCCUGGCCAGCAUCCCCUUCUGAAUCCUUACCUGCAAGUAGCAAAAAAAGUGUCUGCAGUUUUUCCCUGCAGUCACCCGGACCCCCCCAGCCUAACCCCACUCAGCCUUCGCCGCCAGAUGCUUGA
Nyctereutes procyonoides (raccoon dog) is the source of this 1311-nucleotide messenger RNA. It is a transcript of the gene CUNH17orf99, whose product is annotated as chromosome unknown C17orf99 homolog. The record is from RefSeq and is a predicted model, not a curated record. The transcript is spliced from 7 exons. Bases 1 to 774 code for a protein of 257 amino acids. NCBI's taxonomy places the organism in Eukaryota, Metazoa, Chordata, Mammalia, Carnivora, Canidae.